Messenger RNA from Staurois parvus, 1059 nucleotides. The record is from the annotation of a GenBank genome assembly. NCBI's taxonomy places the organism in Eukaryota, Metazoa, Chordata, Amphibia, Anura, Ranidae.
AUGCCAGACAUCAAAGUCAAUGUCACAUUCUAUCCCACCUCGUUCAUCCUGGUUGGAAUUCCCGGACUAGAGGGAGCGUAUAAGUGGGUUGGUGCUGGUGUUUGCUUAUGUUAUGUUCUGGCCUUGCUUGGAAACAUGAUGCUCCUGACUGUCAUCUCAGCCUCUUCUGGCCUCCACAAGCCUAUGUUUAUUUUCCUUUCUCUGCUGGCCUCCAAUGAUGCCCUUCUGUCCACAAGCAUUGCCCCGCAAAUGCUGUCUAUCUUUUGGUUCCAGAAGAGACACAUUGGUUUUGAGUCAUGUCUCCUCCAGAUGUUCUUCCUCCAUUCUCUCACCAGCUUAGAGUCAGGACUGUUGCUUGGUAUGUCAUUUGACCGUUAUAUUGCCAUAUGCCAACCACUCAGAUAUGGGUCCAUAAUGACCAACACCAUCAUCCUCAAGCUGGUCAUUGUCUUACUGGUCAGAGUGGUCACUUUGUUAGGUCCCUGCAUGAUUUUGAUCAAGACCUUUCCAGCUUUUAAAACCAACAUUGUGCCCCAUUCUUACUGUGAGCACAUGGCGAUUGUGAAGCUUGCUGCUGCCGACAUCAGAAUAAACAGUGCUUUGGGGUUAGCUGUGGCAUUUACGAUUCUAGGAGUAGACCUGCUGUUUAUCCUGGUAUCCUACUGUGCCAUCUUCCAUGCUGUCUUCAGCCUUCCAUCCAAAGACGCCCGACUGAAAACCUUUAAUACCUGCAUACCCCAUCUGUGCGUCUUUCUAAGUUUUCAUGGUCUGGCCCUCUUCACUUUCCUGUCCCACCGGUAUGGCGGUAGAAGGAUCCCACCUUAUGUUCAUAUAAUUCUAGCCGAUACGUACCUUCUAGUCCCACCCAUGCUGAAUCCAAUUAUUUAUGGCGUGAAGACAAAACUGAUUCGGGAGCAAGUCUGGAAAACUUAUAUAAAUAUCAAAACCCUCAAUAAAGUGACAGAAUCUGUGAAGAUGUUGUAUGUUUGUCCUCCUGGUUGUCAGUUCUCCCAACAAAUGGUAGCCGGAAAUGGUAAAACUCAGGCAGUUACUUAUUGA